AAAUUAUUGUCCAAAAUAAUAAAUUUGAAACAUAAUUUACAAUUUGGGUAAUCUGUGCAUAUUUAGCGAUUUCUGAAGUAAAGCUAGAUGCCCAUUAAAUAAGGAAUAUAGGAAAUACAACCUAUUUUGUUUUUUUCAAAUUGUAGAAUUCAUUUCAGUUUUGGCGUCAUGAGUAAUGAAGUUGAACCUGACGAACGCAAGAGGCCCCACGAAAGCGAAGGCGAAUCGGAACCAGAAGACUUAGUGGGGCCGGCGUUGUCAGAGGCAACACAGCCCAAGAAACGUAAAGUGUUGCCACACGAACAGUUGUACUUGGAACUUUUACCCAGUGCCGAGUCUUACGAGAAGAGUUACAUGCACAGGGACGUGAUAACGCACUGCGUGGUAUCGGCCACUGAUUUCGUUAUUACCGCCAGCUGUGACGGCCACAUAAAGUUCUGGAAGAAAAUGGAGACUGGGAUUGAGUUUGUGAAGCAUUUUCGCAGCCACCUAGGUCCCAUAGUAAGGAUAGCUUGUAAUAUAGAAGGAUCGUUGUUGUGUUCGGCAUCGGUGGAUAAAAGUUUAAAGAUAUUUGACGUAAUAAAUUUUGACAUGAUAAAUAUGAUGAGACUAGAUUACAUUCCCGGCACAGUGGAAUGGAUUCACGGACCCGGUGAUGCCAUUCAUACCUUAGCGGUGUCCGAUAAGGAAUCGAGCAAGAUCUACGUCUACGACGGAAGAGCUACCAUCGCGGCUUUGAAGGUAUUAGAGAAAAUUCACAUGAAACCUGUUUAUUUGAUAAGAUAUAAUCCGAAAUACGACGUCGUUAUAUCCGUGGACAGAGGAGGAAUGUUAGAAUACUGGACAGGUAUUAAGCAGGACUGUAUAUUUCCCAAAAACGUCGCUUUCGACUCGAAGCUAGACACAGAUUUGUACGAAUUUGCAAAAAAUAAAACCACCCCAACGGGACUGGCGUUUUCACCCGAGGGGAAAAAGUUUGCCACAAUUUGCACUGACCGAAGAGUGAGGGUAUUUAAUUUCAUCACCGGAAAAUUGGUGCUAGUUUUGGAUGAAACGUUGCCUAGGUUCACGGAAUUCCAGCAGAACAAGCAACAACUCCCUAACAUGGAAUUUGGGCGAAGAAUGGCGAUAGAGCGGGAUCUAGAAAAAUCGGAAAGUCACGAACUUGCAAACAUAAUUUUCGAUAGCAGCGGCCAUUUUAUAAUGUACGCCACGCUCCUAGGUAUCAAAUUAAUAAAUCUGUACUCGAAUAGGUGCGUUAGAAUCAUCGGGAAGAACGAGAAUUUAAGGAUAUUAAACAUUGCGCUCUAUCAGGGGUCAGCGAAAAAGUCCAAGGCGGCCGUCACAUUGGAAAUAGAAGCCUCCAGCAAUCCGACGCUCGAAGCAAUAGUUCCCGAUCCCACAAUAAUAUGUACGGCAUACAAGAAGUCUAGGUUUUACCUGUUUAGUCGUAGGGAGCCAGAAGACUUGCCCGGCGAUCAAGAUCGAGACGUUUUCAACGAGAAGCCUUCCAAGGAAGACACGUUUGCGGCGACGGAGAACCCGGCCAUACAGCGAUUGUACGAAAACGCUAUAAUUCACACAGUUUUCGGGGAUAUCCACAUAAAACUGUUCAUGAAGGACACGCCGAAGACCGUCGAGAAUUUCUGCGUGCACAGCAAAAACGGGUAUUACAACGGACAUAUUUUCCACAGAGUUAUAAAAGGAUUCAUGAUUCAAACAGGUGAUCCCACGGGUAACGGUACUGGCGGCGAGAGCAUAUGGGGUGGGGACUUUGAGGAUGAAAUUAGGCCGAGUUUAAGACACGACAGGCCGUACACCGUGUCGAUGGCAAACGCUGGUCCGAACACCAACGGCAGUCAGUUUUUUAUCACUUUAACACCCACGCCUUGGCUCGAUAAUAAACAUACGAUAUUUGGAAGGGUUGUAAAGGGAAUGGAGGUCGUGCAGAAUAUCAGCAAUGUUAAAACGAACGCAAAGACGGACAAACCAUACGAUGAUAUUAGAAUUAUUUCCGUUACCGUAAAAUAAGAUGUAAAAUAAAUGUAUUUUAUUUUUA
Molecule: messenger RNA, 2059 nt
Organism: Anoplophora glabripennis (Asian longhorned beetle)
Lineage: Eukaryota; Metazoa; Arthropoda; Insecta; Coleoptera; Cerambycidae
Product: peptidylprolyl isomerase domain and WD repeat-containing protein 1
Exons: 6
Coding region: 169-2031 (620 amino acids)
Biological process (GO): protein peptidyl-prolyl isomerization
Molecular function (GO): peptidyl-prolyl cis-trans isomerase activity; protein binding
Source: RefSeq, a predicted model, not a curated record